Molecule: messenger RNA, 590 nt
Organism: Callorhinchus milii (elephant shark)
Lineage: Eukaryota; Metazoa; Chordata; Chondrichthyes; Chimaeriformes; Callorhinchidae
Gene: ppp1r17
Product: protein phosphatase 1 regulatory subunit 17
Exons: 4
Coding region: 100-405 (101 amino acids)
Biological process (GO): regulation of phosphatase activity
Molecular function (GO): protein phosphatase inhibitor activity
Source: RefSeq, a predicted model, not a curated record
UUAGAUAAGCCCGAGGUAAGGCUCACAGCAGUAGCGCAGACAGAUCAUCCUUUAGUGAAGACAGCUGUCGGCUUUCUGUCGGAAUAAAAGCAAAUCGACAUGUCGUCAGAGUGCGUGCCUUCACCUGACGUACAAGAUGACAGGCUGGACAACAGCGAGCAGCUAUGCAAGCACUUAGAUGAUCUUUCAAACCUCUCAGAUCAGCUUAUACAAACCUGUGAGAUCAACGAAGAGAAUGAGAAGGAAAAGAAAGACCCUGAGCCGGAGUACAAAAAGCCAAGAAGAAAGGACACCCCAGUUCAGCAUGUACCUCCUUUGAUCCCAGGUGUAAAAUUGCUUAAAGAAGAGCAGCGGACAGUGUAUGCAGAGGAUGAAGAAAAGGAUGGAGAAAAAUUAACUGUUUAAUAGUUGCGCAACAGACGGCAAGAACCAUUCACUCGACUGCUUAUCAAAUGUGCCAACUUUCUAAACACAGCAAUGUGUUUCCUUUUACUAACACUGGCACAAUUCAUGAUCAAUGUAGAUUCAUAAUCCAUUAUUUAAGAUGUAUUAGUCAUCAGAUAUAAAAAAAUAAUAAAAUAUUUCCGGAA